UAUGUAAAUAUUUAGAAACUUUGACAACUUAUGUCAAACCUAAAAUAUGAAAUCAUUUAUAAGUUGAAUGCAACAAGAAAAAGUGAUAUAAAUACAUUGCGCCCUAAUAACAAAACAAAGUAUUAAAAGAUGUCCGACGUUAAUUGUAUAUUUAAGCAAAUAGAAAAGAUUCUGAAAAUUGACACAAACACCGAGUUCAUGGUUGCGGUUUUCAAUGAAAUCAUCAAGUGUAAUAGCAGCCUGAACGAAAAUGAUAUAUUUGACGUUUUAAGGACAUUUCUAAACAACAUAAUCAAAGAAAUCGAUGAACUUGGUACUAUCAUCAAAAACAACGAUGGUGUCAGUAUCAGUGUCAAAAAUCAAAAAAUGUUGCGUACCUGUUAUCAAAUAAUUACGUCGUUUGGUAUAUCAUCAUGUUUAUUGCCUGGUUUAGGAAUCAGCCUGUCCAAGAGGUGUGCCACUGCAAAGUCACUGCCAACAUUAUCACUUAAAGAUACAGAUAAAUAUGAACUACUAGUUUCGUGUACAGAUUUCUUGUCCAGAAGUUAUGAAGUGCCAGUACUUAAAAAUAUUAUAUUAACUUUUCAUUUGUCCGAUUAUCUGGCAGCACUUAUACAAUUAGCCUUUGCCCCUUUGAAGAAACCUGGAGAUUAUUCAAAUUUCACUAUGACUCAAGAGCUGUACAACAAGUUAUUGUUUGAUAAGCAGAAAUAUAUAAAAACUUAUGAGUACUUAGUGAAUAAUUGCUUCCAGCCAAUGUUAAUGAAGGAACUUUUAGUAUUACAGAAUAUAACAGAGCACCCACUGCCAAUGUUUGCUAAGAAAGUUAUUUCAAAGGAAAUGAGUAAGCGUCUCACAGCUUCUGGUGGGUUACUCAGCCUGAUUAGAUGUUUCAUUGAAAGCCACGAGGUCGACGUCGGUGUCGAGUGGAAGAAAAUAGAAAUGAUCUGUAAAAUAGUUACUUGUAGGCACUUGAACUUGAGUGAAGAGGACUACUUGACUAACAUUGUCUCGCAGUUAAGGCAUAUAUACACUAUGAAUAAUAAACAUUACUUGAUAACAGCAUCUUCGUGCUUACUAAGCUUAUAUACAAAAUACAAUAAAUCCAUAUCAGUGAUAAAUUUGCUCAAUGAAGUCUUUGGUAGUUUUGAUAAUGAAGCCUUAUUGGCCGAUGCUUUACCGGGAACUAUUAUAUUGGUGUCACAGCAAGUCCAACACAACAUACAGAUCCUUCAUGCAUGUACAGCUAUAACGCAAUAUGAGCUACCAAUACAUAUGUCCAAGAACUUGUAUGUGCUGUAUCUCUUAAGGCUCAACUGUACCAAAACUGAAAUGAAGCUCAAAUUAAAUGACAUUAUACUCAAAAUUAUGGAGUUAUUAAAUAAAAGUGAGAUAAAAAUUGUAAUUGAACAAAUUCUUUUUGGACUGAACAAUCACAAUUCUCAUAAAAUCAUAGCUAAAGAAUACGAGUCUGGUCUUUCAGUGAAAUGUGUAACGGGGGACUUUGAAUAUCCCAGCGACGAGGCAGUUAUAUAUUUUAUAGAAAUGUUUAAUUUAAUAACGAACAAUGAUGUCGUUUGUAACAUAUUCGAAGCCUGCUUAUUAAAAUUUAUUGAAUUGAAUAAAGAAAACGAAACAUGCGAUAAAGAGGCUUUUCUGUUGGUCGAAGAUGAGCCUGAGGUGCUUAACUCGGUUGGCAAAAAGUGUGCUCAUAUGCUUCAUAUCCUAACCGAAAUAUCAGCAACCGAGAAGGUUAUAACCAUUUUGAAAGACAAACCACUUCUUGUGCUAGAUUUCGUUGAAUCAUUGUUACUAAAUAAUAUUAACCCAAUAAAUGAUGAGUGUUGUACUAUUGCUCUUGUUCUUCUCAAUACUAUUGUAGCUAACAUUGAGAAAACCGAGGACAUACAAACAAGACUUAAUGGCCUGAUGCCGAGACUGAAACAAUUGUCGGGGGAAAAUUCUUCGUAUGUAAAUGUUUUGUCCAAGGAAACGUUGUCUUUGAUCGAAAUGGAAUGUCCAAAAGCUGAUAAAAGUGCUUACGAAAAAGCAGUGUCCAAUAUUUAUGACAAGUUACUGCCAGUGCGAGUUCAUGGGGUCAUUGAACUCACUAAACUAAUCGACAAAUCAGAUGUGGAGACCAUUUCUAAGAGACAUUUCAUAUUUUGCCUCUUCCAGGAACAACUCAGACAUCCCGAUUCCUAUAUGUAUCUAGCAUCAGUGAACGGUAUAGCCUCGCUGGCUAUGCACUGCACCGCUGAAGCGUUGUCUAUACUUUGUAGAGAAUAUUUAGAAGUUUCUCCGGAUAUCAGAAAUAAUGAGAGUGAAAACCAAAACGCAGAACUCAGAAUGAAAAUAGGAGAUGUUAUAGUUAAAGUUACGAGGAGACUAGGCGAGAUGGCGGUAGUUCAUAAAACGAUUUUACUUAACACGAUGCUGUGCGCCUGCAAGGAUGAUGACCCGCUGAUAAGAACGUCGGCUCUAUCGAAUCUAGCAGAAAUAGCAUUGGUUUUGAAUUACAAAAUCGGUUCUAUUUUAUACGAAUUAUUGCUAUGUGUUUGGGACGUUAUAAAUGGGGAUCCGGCGUUGGAAUGUCGGAGAGCAGCUGUGAUGGUUUUGGCCAACCUAAUCAAGGGUCUUGGCAAAGAUACCCUAGUAGAACUAAACGAUACUCUACUACCCAUCUAUAAGACUCUCCUCAAACUCUACAAAGAUGAUGACGAGGAUUCGUUAGUUAGACUCCAUUCGCAAAUCGCUCUAGAGGAACUAAAUGACAUCGUCAAAGGAUUCCUCACACAAUGUCUUCCGUACGAAAAAGAAAUUUCACUAACAACGACCCCCAAUAAUAUAAUUUUCAAAUAAAACAUAUUAAUAUUCAUAAA
Messenger RNA from Danaus plexippus (monarch butterfly), 2882 nucleotides. It is a transcript of the gene Tango6, whose product is annotated as transport and Golgi organization protein 6. Bases 130 to 2862 code for a protein of 910 amino acids. The record is from RefSeq and is a predicted model, not a curated record. Gene Ontology annotation, biological process: protein secretion. NCBI's taxonomy places the organism in Eukaryota, Metazoa, Arthropoda, Insecta, Lepidoptera, Nymphalidae. The transcript has 5 exons.